Molecule: messenger RNA, 849 nt
Organism: Plasmodium adleri (nom. inval.)
Lineage: Eukaryota; Apicomplexa; Aconoidasida; Haemosporida; Plasmodiidae
Product: merozoite surface protein 2
Exons: 1
Coding region: 1-849 (282 amino acids)
Biological process (GO): cell adhesion
Cellular component (GO): membrane
Source: RefSeq, a predicted model, not a curated record
AUGAAGGUAAUUAAAACUUUGUCUAUUAUAAAUUUCUUUAUCUUUGUUACCUUAAAUAUUAAAAAUGAAAGUAAAUAUAGCAACAAUUUGAUAAACAGUGCUUAUAAUAUGAACAUAAAGAGAAGUAUGGCAAGUACUGGUUCUAACACUACUAGUGGAACUGCAAAUCCUACAAAUACUCCUACUAGUGCUGGUAAUUCUGGUAGUACUGGUAAUGCUGAUAAUGCUGGUAGUACUGGUGGUGCUGAUAGUUCUGUUAGUGCUGGUAGUGCUAGUAGUUCCGAUAAAACUGAUAGUACUGAAAAUAAUUCAGAUUCAUCUUCUAGCACCCUUUCACAAAAUCCAGGUUCUGAUAGCGUAUCAACCACUGCAAAGAAUAAUCCAACAGAGGGUGAAAACACAAACAAAGUAAAUGAACCCAAAACUCAGGAAGCCACUGAAAGUGGAAAAACUGCAAUUCCUUCAUCAUCAACUGAACAAGCUCAAAAAUCUGAUUCACAAGCUGAAACAGCAGAAAAAUCUGAUUCAUCAAAUGAACAAAAACAAAAUUCUGCUCCAAAAACUGAACAAUCUCCAAAUGCUGCUCAAAAAGCAGAAGAAGCUAAAGCCCCAGAAACACAACCAGCCCCAGCUACUAAACCUAAUGAAAAACCAGGAAAUAUGCAAGGUUCUAGAAAUAAUCAACCACAAAGUUCUUCUGAAGACCAAAAAGAAUGUAAGAAUGGUGACGAAGCCAGUUGUGGAGCAGGAGCAUCCCUCUUAAGCAACUCUAGCAAUAUUGCUUCAAUAAAUAAUUUUGUUGCUUUAAUUUCAGUAACAUUUGUUUUAGCUGUUUCCUUCUUCAUAUAA